CUCUCCUCAUGGCCUCUUCUAUAAAUACCCUCUUCCCCCGUCUAAGCACACUCCAAGACCAACAUAGAACAGAGAGAAAGGAACAAAAAAAGAAAAAAAAAAUCAUAUAUACAUACAGUUUAUACAGAUAGAUAUAAGAAAUUAAACAUGCCCACCACGUUAACCGAUGUGUUUAGAGCCCAUCCCAUUCACCUCCCGCGCUCUCCCCAGCCCCAUGACUUCACUUCUCUCUGUGAACUCCCCGACUCCUUCACUUGGACCCACAAAGACGACCUUCUCUUCUCCGCCGCCACCCCAGAUUACGCGGAUUCCCUUCCCGUCGUCGAUCUCUCCGAUCACGACUCGGCCGCCUCCGCCGUCGGCCAUGCAUGCAUGACGUGGGGUGCCUUCCAAGUCACCAACCACGGCGUGCCUCUGCCUCUCCUUGACGACAUCGAGUUCCUCUCCCGAAGCCUUUUCCAGCUUCCUCCUCACCGGAAAUUCAAGGCGGCUCGCCCGGAGAACGGCAUCUCCGGCUACGGCGUCGCCCGCAUCGCUUCCUUCUUCCAUAAACAAAUGUGGUCCGAAGGCUUCACCCUCGCCGGCUCUCCCCUCGAUCAUUUCCGUAAACUCUGGCCACGUCAUCACCUCAGAUACUGUAACAUUAUCAAAGAGUACGAGGAACAGAUGCAAAAGUUGGCAAGGAGGUUGACGUGGUUGGUGUUAGGUUCACUAGGCGUGACCGAAGGGGACAUCAAAUGGGCCGGGCCCAAUUCAGAUUUCAACGGGGCCCAAGCCGCAAUACAACUGAACCACUACCCGGUAUGCCCUGAACCGGACCGGGCCAUGGGUUUAGCAGCUCAUACCGAUUCUACGCUCUUAACCGUUCUGUACCAAAGCAACACUGCCGGUCUCCAGGUCUUCAAGGACGGUUUCGGUUGGCUCACAGUGCCGCCGAUCCCUGGCUCGCUCGUGGUCAACAUCGGCGAUCUCCUCCACAUCUUAUCCAAUGGUCGGCUCUCCAGCGCGCUCCACCGGGUCCGGGUUAACCAGGACCGACCUCGGUUCUCCGUGGCUUAUCUCUGGGGCCCGCAAGCUGACGUCCAGAUCUCACCUCUACCGAAGCUGGUUAGUCCGGUUAAACCGCCUCUAUACCGGCCGGUUACUUGGAAGGAGUACCUUGGAACUAAAGCGACACAUUUCAACAAUGCACUUUCGGCGAUUAGGGUUGAUGACAACAAGAAUAAUGUCGUUGGAAUUUUUGGGUCAUGAUAGUUGGCUAGAUUGAUUAAUCAAUUUCUUUCUUUUUUUUUAAAUACAUUUUGAAAUUUUGUUGUCUUUUUUUAAUUAAAAUAUUCGUAUUAUAUGUAUAAAAACAUGGAAGCUU
Tarenaya hassleriana is the source of this 1366-nucleotide messenger RNA. RefSeq names its product gibberellin 3-beta-dioxygenase 2-like. Bases 148 to 1251 code for a protein of 367 amino acids. Gene Ontology annotation, biological process: response to light stimulus; gibberellin biosynthetic process. The record is from RefSeq and is a predicted model, not a curated record. Gene Ontology annotation, molecular function: gibberellin 3-beta-dioxygenase activity. The transcript is spliced from 2 exons. Lineage: Eukaryota; Viridiplantae; Streptophyta; Magnoliopsida; Brassicales; Cleomaceae.